AUGAUGCUCAAAUAUACAAUAAUAUUCCUGAUACUUCUAUUCAACUGUGAUGGAAAACGAAAAGAUAUAAUUUGUCCUGACUAUUGUGCUUGUGAUACCUGGAAUGGUCUCAGACGUGCAACAUGCAAUGGCAGGAAACUUUAUUCAAUAGAAAUUGACAUGCCUUCUCAAGUUCAAUUAUUGGACAUGUCUUAUAAUCAAGUCAGUGAAUUAGGAAGAAAUAUAUUUUUGGAAACGAAACUCACUAAUCUGAAACUCCUCAAUCUAUCCCACAACAAAGUAGGGCAAAUACACCUAGAGGCAUUCGGAGGCUUAGAAGAACUUGAUACUCUGGAUCUAUCAUUCAAUUCCGUACAAUAUUUCAAUGACCACUGGUUUGUCAGUCUGAGAUCCCUGCAAGAACUCUACUUGAGAGGAAAUAAUUUGAUGUCAAUCAACACAGAACCCAAACUGAAUUUACCAUAUCUGAAGGUUCUGGAUAUAAGCCUUUGUCGCAUUGAACACUUACGUCAUGGUGCUCAUAUAUUUGAACAUCUCCAUAGCCUCGAGUUUUUGGAUGUGUCUGACAAUAUGCUGAUGACACUGCAUGUUGACGUCAUACACUCUCUCAAGAAUUUGCACUUCCUAUUGGCGAAGAACAACCCAUUCAAAUGUGAAGAUAAAGUGAUGGCCAAGUUGAGGAAUCAUACAUCUGACAAGGGUAUUCAUUAUGAAGAUUCAUGUGGAAGCCACCUGAAUUUCUCCGAUAACAAUGUGAAGUUCCAAAGAAUGAGGAUAGAUGAGCCAUCAGAAAUACCAUUGAAGAAAAAUUCUUGGAUAUAUGAUGAAGAAGAGAUUACCAGAAUAGUUGAUGAAAUUGUUUGUAAGGGGAAUGAAACCACGAAACCAACGAGGAGUAUAGUUGAUGAACAUUUGAUGAAAAUUAUAGAUUUAUCUCCUAGUUUGGUGUUGUUGUUCACACUCAUUUGUGGAAUCAAUAUAGGACUGGUGUUAGGUUGCGUAUGUCAAUUCAAGGGCAGAGCCAAAGCUGAAACCAUUCUACUAGAUGAUCGUUCAUGUACACCUCUUAGGGUUUUUCAGAGACAAAACAGCGUAGGAAUAUCCUCGAAUGGUAGAAUGAGAACAAGAAGUUGCGGAAGCAGAAAAAUGCUUAGAGAAGAUAGAAAUAUUUUAUUGUCCCAUGAAAAUCACUUGAGUGAUUCUACUCCUAUCUUAGCAAGAAAACUAACUGAGUGGCCAGAGCCUAUAAGUAACCUGUAA
This is a messenger RNA of Phaedon cochleariae (mustard beetle), 1260 nucleotides long. Lineage: Eukaryota; Metazoa; Arthropoda; Insecta; Coleoptera; Chrysomelidae. The record is from the annotation of a GenBank genome assembly.